CCCUCCCGCCGGCUCCCUAACUCCAGCCCCUCUCUCUCUAUCAGCCGCUCACUCUGUCUCAAUAUGUCUCAAGAUGGCGGCCAAUGUGGGAUCGAUGUUUCAAUAUUGGAAGCGCUUUGAUUUACAGCAGCUGCAGAGGGAGCUCGAUACCACAGCAACAAUAUUGGCGAACCAGCAAGAUGAAAGUGAGCAGUCCAGGAAAAAACUUAUUGAGCAAAGUCGUGAGUUCAAGAAAAACACUCCAGAGGACCUGCGCAAACAGGUAGCUCCGUUACUGAAGAGUUUCCAGGGAGAGAUUGAUGCAUUGGGCAAAAGAAGCAAAGAAGCAGAGGCAGCCUUCUUGAAUGUUUAUAAGAGAUUAAUUGAUGUUCCAGAUCCGGUUCCAGCCUUGGAUUUAGGACAGCAGCUUCAGCUGAAGGUUCAACGCAUGCACGAUAUUGAAACAGAAAACCAGAAACUUAGGGAAACUCUGGAGGAAUACAAUAAAGAAUUCGCCGAGGUGAAAAAUCAGGAGGUUACAAUAAAAGCACUUAAGGAGAAAAUCCGAGAAUAUGAACAGACCCUGAAGAACCAAGCGGAGAACAUAGCCCUUGAAAAGGAACAAAAGUUACAAAAUGAUUUUGCGGAGAAGGAGAGAAAAUUGCAGGAGACCCAGAUGUCGACAGCCUCGAAGCUGGAGGAAGCCGAACACAAAGUUCAAGCUCUGCAAACAGCCUUGGAAAAAACCAGGACAGAGCUAUUUGAUCUGAAAACAAAAUACGAUGAAGAAACUACUGCAAAGGCUGAUGAAAUCGAGAUGAUCAUGACAGACCUUGAAAGAGCGAAUCAGAGGGCAGAGGUGGCUCAGAGAGAGGCAGAGACCUUAAGGGAGCAGCUCUCAUCAGCUAACAAAUCUCUCCAGCUUGCUACGCAGAUCCAGAAGGCACCUGAUGUGGAGCAGGCCAUCGAGGUGCUGACUCGCUCCAGCCUGGAAGUGGAGCUGGCUGCCAAGGAGCGCGAGAUCGCCCAGCUCGUCGAAGACGUCCAGAGGCUCCAGGGCAGCCUCACCAAGCUGAGGGAGAACUCCAGCAGCCAAAUCUCCCAGCUGGAGCAGCAGCUGACAGCCAAGAACAGCACACUCAAACAACUGGAAGAAAAACUGAAAGGACAGGCUGAUUAUGAAGAGGUUAAGAAAGAAUUAAAUAUAUUGAAAUCCAUGGAGUUUGCACCAUCUGAAAGCUCUGGUGCACAGGAUGCAUCCAAGCCGCUGGAGGUGCUGCUGCUGGAGAAGAACCGCACGCUGCAGUCGGAGAACGCCACGCUGCGCAUCACCAACAGCGACCUGAGCGGGUCAGCCAGGAGAAAAGGGAAAGACCAGCCUGAGAGUCAGCGUCCUGCAACCUUGCCGGCCUCCCCUCCUUCCCAGUUGCUCCGCAACGCGGGGGAGCAGGCUUCCAAUACUAAUGGUACACACCAGUUCUCACCAACGGGUUUAAGUCAAGACUUUUUCAGCUCAUCCUUGGCGAGCCCCAGCUUACCCCUGGCCUCCACAGGAAAAUUUGCACUAAACUCUCUCCUCCAGCGACAGCUAAUGCAGUCCUUCUACUCCAAGGCAAUGCAGGAAGCAGGAAGCACAAGCAUGAUUUUUCCAACAGGUCCAUACAGCACAAACUCCAUAUCUUCCCAAAGUCCAUUACAACAAAGCCCGGAUGUAAAUGGCAUGGCCCCAUCUCCCAGCCAGUCAGAAAGUGCUGGGAGCAUCUCCGAAGGCGAGGAGAUAGACACGGCCGAAAUUGCACGUCAGGUGAAAGAGCAGUUGAUCAAGCACAAUAUUGGACAGCGGAUAUUUGGACAUUAUGUGUUGGGACUGUCACAAGGGUCUGUGAGUGAGAUCCUGGCCCGGCCAAAGCCAUGGAAUAAACUGACUGUGAGAGGCAAGGAGCCAUUUCAUAAGAUGAAGCAGUUCCUGUCGGACGAGCAGAACAUCCUGGCUCUUCGCAGCAUCCAGGGCAGACAAAGAGAGAAUCCAGGCCAGAACCUGAACAGACUAUUUCAGGAAGUACCGAAACGAAGAAAUGGGUCUGAAGGUAACAUAACCACACGAAUCCGAACCGCAGAGUCUGGCUCUGAUGAAGCCAUCAAAUCCAUUCUCGAACAAGCCAAAAGGGAGCUGCAAGUACAGAAAACAGCUGAGCCGGCUCAGCCGCCUUCUGCCUCUAGCAGUGGCAAUUCUGAUGAUGCAAUUCGAUCCAUUCUGCAACAAGCCCGACGGGAAAUGGAGGCACAGCAGGCUGCCCUUGAACCUGCCUUAAAAACACCACCUCUAUCUCAAGCUGACAUUUCUAUCCUGUCCCCCAAACUAGUGUCUACACCUGCAAUGUCUUCGGUUUCCAGCUAUUCUCCUUUGGCCAUAUCCCUGAAGAAACAUUCAUCUGUCACUGAUUCCAGUAUCUCUGCAUUGCAGAACCUCUCUGGGCUCAAAAAGGAGCCUCAGGAGGCACCUGUUUUAGAGCUUCAUGGAAUAAGUGAUUCUGCCCAGGGUAUGUUGAGGCAUGUUAAAAAUGAGUUGGGACGUGGUGGUGUUUGGAAGGACCAUUGGUGGAAUACUGUGCAGCAUGAGAGAAGAAAUGCAGCUCUUCCCGAAGAUAUAAAAGUUGAGGAAGCCAGUGGUGGAAAAGAAAAGGUCAGCAAUCAGACUAGGCCAGAUCGUAGCCAGCUCCAAGGACCGUCUUCUUCCGAGUAUUGGAAAGAGUGGCCAAACGCGGAAUCUCCGUACUCGCAGAGUUCUGAAUUGAGCAUGACUGGGGCGAGUCGCAGUGAGACACCACAGAAUAGCCCCCUCCCUUCAUCCCCUAUCGUGUCCUUGUCCAAGCCAUCCAAACCUUCGGUUCCUCCACUGACACCCGAGCAGUAUGAGAUUUAUAUGUACCAGGAGGUGGAUACGAUAGAGCUAACGCGGCAGGUCAAGGAAAAGCUAGCAAAGAAUGGCAUCUGCCAAAGGAUCUUUGGGGAAAAGGUAUUGGGGCUGUCCCAAGGAAGUGUCAGUGACAUGCUCUCCAGGCCAAAGCCAUGGAGCAAAUUGACCCAAAAAGGCCGAGAACCAUUUAUUCGUAUGCAGCUCUGGUUGAAUGGUGAGCUGGGACAGUGUGUCCUGCCUGCACAAGGGCAGCAACAAGGACAAGUCCUUCACUCUGUGACAUCAUUACAGGAUUCCCUACAGCAGGGAUGUGCAAGCUCAGAAAGUACUCCAAAGACUUCUGCCAGUUGCAGUCCUGCUCCUGAGUCUCCCAUGAGUUCCAGUGAAUCAGUGAAAAGCCUGACUGAGUUGGUACAGCAGCCCUGCCCCGCCAUAGAGACGAGUAAGGAUGGCAAAUCCCAGGAAUCCAGUGAGCCACCUGCUUCUGAAUCCCAAUCCACGACCCCUCUGCCACUCUCAGGCCACUCUGCACUCAGCAUCCAAGAACUGGUGGCCAUGUCCCCUGAGCUGGACACCUAUGGCAUCACCAAGAGGGUCAAGGAAGUGCUCACGGACAACAAUCUUGGUCAGCGUUUGUUCGGGGAGACAAUCCUGGGGCUGACACAAGGCUCUGUCUCAGACCUGCUGGCUCGCCCCAAGCCCUGGCACAAGCUGAGUCUGAAGGGAAGGGAGCCCUUUGUCCGCAUGCAGCUGUGGCUCAACGAUCCCAACAACGUGGAGAAGCUGAUGGAUAUGAAGCGCAUGGAGAAAAAAGCCUACAUGAAGCGGAGGCACAGCUCCGUCAGCGACAGCCAGUCCUGUGAGUCCUCGUCCGCUGGCAUCGACUACAGCCAGGGCGCCAGCCCCCAGCCCCAGCACCAGCUCAAGAAGCCCCGGGUGGUGCUGGCACCAGAGGAGAAAGAAGCUCUCAAACGAGCCUACCAGCAAAAGCCAUACCCAUCACCAAAAACCAUUGAGGAACUCGCCACACAGCUCAACUUGAAAACCAGCACCGUGAUCAACUGGUUCCACAAUUACAGGUCGCGCAUCCGCCGGGAGCUGUUCAUCGAGGAGAUCCAGGCCGGGAGCCAGAGCCAGGCCGGGUCGAGCGACUCCCCUUCGGCCAGGAGCAGCAGGGCGGCGCACAGCUCCGAGGGGGACAGCUGCGACGGCGUGGACACGGAGGGCCCUCCCGACGGGAAGCCCAGCGGCCCGGAGGCGGACGAGUUCAGCAGCGCGGCCGCCAAGUCUCAGGGAGGGCCCGCCGAGCCGGCGUUCGAGGCGGGGGAAGAGGCACUGCGAGGCGCCCGGCCUUCGGAGAGAGCGGAGCCCGAGAGCCUGGAGGACACCGACGACGAGGGCCGGCUCCGAGCGCCGCGCCAGAGCUCCCCGCCGGCGCCGCGGCGCCCAGGAGACGCUCCGGAGACACUGCCAAACUCUGCCACGGAAGGGGAUGCCUCUACCUCAGCCGCCUCCACCUCAGUCCUUACGGGGGAGAGCUCCUACAAGUCAAAAGAAAGUUCAGAGAAAAUCUCCGGUGUGCCAAGUACGAGCUCGACGCCGGCCGCAGGCUCGCAGAAAGCCAACUCCCUGCAGAGCUUGUUCAGCUUCUCGGAGGCGGCGAGCUCCAGGAACACGCGAGACAGCUCCCUGAGGAAAAAGAAAGCGGCCAACUUGAACAACAUCAUCCACCGCUUGGAGAAGGCCGCCAGUCGGGAAGAGGCCGUCGAGUGGGAGUUUUGAGAUUAAACUGGCCCAACUCGGGAGAGCUGGGAAGUCAAACUGGACCUCUACUGGUUUUAUUGUGUUCGCACUUAACCGCCCUGCGGGCCACAGGGCAAAAACGCCAUAGGCCAAGGUGCAUAAAAAAAUCAAAAAAAAAAAAAAAAAAAAAAAAAAAAAAAAAAAAAAAAAAAAAAAAAAAAAAAAAAAAAAAAAAGGAGCGUUAAGCCCAAUUUAUGUUUGUGUUUUCGAGGAAGAAAACUGAAAUGUGUAGUCAAGCUUUUUUGUACCCUGAAGUGUUUUUAUUAUUGCCCUAAGUGAUUUCCACAAUUUCUGGAAUAACUCAUACAGCUUUGCCUUGUGCCCUCCUCUUUGGUGUGGGGCUUUAAAAAAAUGAAAAACAGGAAAAAAAAAAAAACUUAAAAAAGAAAAAAUCUUAAAAAAAAAUCAACCCACAUAUUAAAAGGGGGCUUUUUAUCUGCCAUCUAAUGGCUACAGAGCGAUAAUACACUAUUAUCUUCUUAAACCAGGAAAAAAGGGGAGAUUUUUCAAGAAAAAGAAAAAAAAAGAAAGUUUUUUGUAGCUGUUCAGUUGCCACUAAGAGAUUGCACAGUCAACCGACUCUAAACACACUAGUUUGGAUUCCUACAUAUUUUCAAGAAAAGAAAAGAAUCUUGUUGUUUGAAACUUUGAAUUAAAAAAAAAACACAUUUACUCCACAUAUUUUUUAACAAAACAAAAAAAAAGUCACAUCAGGAAAAUAUCUUAAUUUGUGGUAGCUGACUUAGUGUUUUCUUGUAAGUGAAAUAGAAUAUUGACACGUAGUGCACAUUGUUUCAUAGCUUUAACUGAUUCUGGUCUUUUGCAGCCCAGAAUUUGUUUAAUACACUCCAUUUUAGGCCAAAUCAGGACAAAAAAAAAAAAAAAUCUGAAUCUAGGUAUUUUAUAAUCUGCUUUUUAACCUCUAACCACAGAGCACGCUGAUCAGACCUCAUAUCUGGGAGGUUUAGGAGACAACUUAGAAGCAGCAUGUACUUGAUCAUUUCACUUGGUUCGUAGUGUAGAGGAUUUCCUUUCAGCAAAGACCGAUCGCUCCAAAAACGUUGGCCAGUAACAUUUCAGCCUGCUACUUGGGGGCCUAGCCCGUAUCCCGACCAUUCAGCUUACCUGGAGCCCUUGGGAACGCAGUUCACGUGUCCGAUUGCUGUCACACCACUAAGAGGGACGGGAGCUGCCGCAGACCCAGCCCUUCUCCUGCUGUUGGUGGCCAUUACUGACUCUCUUCCCACCACGAGCACUGAUUUUAAAUACGUUUUAGUCGUGGGAAGCUCCUUUUUGGCGUGGACAAAGAGUACAUGGCAAUGACCAGACGGGCUCUUGCCGGGGUGGAAGCAGCCCGAGCUCGAAACCAAAACCUUCGUGCUCUCGAGUCCCAGUGCGGCCCGUUCUGCCCUGCAGAAAUACAGCCUUUUCCCAUUAUUUUAUGCACAGGUUAGGGCUGAUCAAAGUACAAAUCCAAUUCUAACUUGUCUCUAACUCCUCCUGUUGUCUAUAUGUAUAUGCGUGAGCAUAGAGGUGUGUGGAAGGAUGUGUGUGCGUGGGUGUGUGCGUGCAAUUUUAUACGUCUGUGUAUUUUCUUACGUACUUGUGCACACAUAGAGUGCAUUACUGCCACCUUUUUUCAAUAAGCUGUUUUAUCAGUUAUGGCUUCUACAAGUUUGCUAAUUUAGACUCCUUUAUUGCCAUAUCUUUAAAACUAACAAUAGAUGAUUUCGGAAUAUAUAUAUAUAUAUAAAUAUAUAUAUAUAUAAUUUUUUUUUGCUUAUUUAUAGGUGCUGUAUUUUAUUAUCUGAUUGUUAGGAAGGGAUGAAAGGGGGCAAAUAUUCUUUAGAGGGAUAGACUGCCGGCAGUAUUGGGUAUAAUUUACAAGAUGUAGUUGUCAUACUGUAUAUUAUUGAUUGAAGACUUUUUUGACCGUAUUGUGUAUCAUUGAACUUUUGUCUUAGGUCAGCAUCUUUUUGAUGACACUUUAAUGGUGCAUUCAUUACUUCUUAAGUUUAAUUAAUAUUACUUUUCUGAUUUUGGGGGAGGGAGGGAUGGGGGAGAGGAGUUCCGACUUUAAAGGUAUGUUCCCAAUAUUACACCUCAGUGUGCUUGUAUUAAUUCAUUAGUAGGAUUUUUGACUGUAAGAUGUGAAACCACAUUUCUUGCAUGAUGUUUUAGAACUUACGUAUUUCAUUUACAGUCUCUUAACAUGCAACAGCAGCACUUAGUGCAAGUUUUCACAAAUUUAAGAAUCAGUACACUAAAAUCCAUCCUUCUCAUGACUAAGGAAAGAAGGCUCUAGGAGGCUGAAAGGCAGGGAUUUAUUUCCGAUUUUCACUGCUAGCUGUUUCAGGAUUCCUCCUUGGGUGACUGGGGACUCGUGAUGCGAAACUAAAGCUGAGGGACGGAGAGAGAGCAGCUGCCCCUUUCUGUGAUGGGCUGAGGGACAAUUGGCAGUGGCAGACACCAGGGUGUGGCAGCACGUGCUGGGAGCUCUCCGGGAGCGUGGCCAGCACGUGGGAACGGGGUGAAGCCCAGGGUGACCUCUCUGUGCCUGCCCAGGGUCCUGGUCUGAUUUCCAAAGCACAGCUCCACGAUAAACACGUCCUGGUAGGAGUUCACAUACCUUAGCAUAGUCACAACCAGCUGCGUCUCCAGCCAAGAGCAAAACUUCUGCCCAGAAGAUGCAGAUAUUUUCUUAGGUUCUUUAAUUGGUUUUAUUUUUUUUUCUUUGUUGUUGUUGUUUGGUUCAGGUUGGGUUUUUUAAUUGAUUCUAGGCAAUACACUUGCCAGUCUGUUCCUACUGUCCUUGUCUGCUGAUUUGAGACCCAGGUGCUGGAUGCAGUCAAGUGGUUACUCUCGGCUUUCUCCAUAGUGAGGGUUUUUUUUUCUGUUUGAUUACUUUAGUUUGUUUUUUAAGUUAAUAUUCCCCAAACUGUUCUUGUGCCUGUGUCUAUCUGAUUGCAUUCCAUGAUGCUUACUGAGAGCUCUGGCUGCAGUGUACGACAGCAGAACUGUAUUCACAGGUCGAACGCAAAUGCAGCACUUAAGGUCAAUCUCUCUUCUUAAUAAGCAAUAUGUAAGUGCCUUGAAACAUAUCUUUUUCUUUUUUUUUUUUCCCCUGUUUAUUUUUGGUUUGCUUUUCAGGUUUCCACCAGUUCUUUAGGAUUCUUUAGUGUCCUCCCAUUUUUUAAUGCUGUAAUGAUUUUUAAAAAGCAUAUCUGUAGCUUGCCCUAGAGGAAAUCUUUCUUUCAUAACACUAACUGUUAAUUCUAAGCUCCAUUAUUCCAUUUGAGUCAUGUAAUUUUGGUGGUUAAAGACAGCAUUCAGAAGUCAGAAGUCACUCCAUCCUGCCAAGCAUUAUCAUUGGGAUCUAUUAUAAAAUUAAUCAAAUAAAAGGCUGUCAGUAUUUCCUAUAUUUUUGGCACUUUAUUAAUGGCUUAGCUCCUUUUGCUGUUUCAUAUUUAAUGAUCUGUGUUGAAUGUGGAUUAGCCUGCUGAGAUGCUGUUGGGGUGAUCUCCUGCCCGGAGUCCCUUUGGGUUCCUUGGUGACCCCUGGAUGCAGGGCAGGGGCCGAGGAGCACCCUCAGGCCUGGAGCUCAGAGAUGCCCCUGGGUUUGUCCUGGUGUUUAGGCAAGGUCACCACUGCUCUCCUGUUCCAGUGGAAAGCAGGAUGGAUGAGCUGAACUACUGCUGAUAUUCUCGGGUUGGACAUGAGUUACCUGCUGGUGUUUCUGGCCAAGGCCCCCCAGUUUAGAGGCUGAACUUACACUGCAGGGUGUGAGAGAUAGUUGGGAUCAAUUUGAAACUCACCCUUGGGACAAAAAUGUGCUUUGGAAUAACUUUUUUUUUUUUUUUUUACUUAAUUCAAAGGAUUAAAAGUUGAAGGAGAAGAAAUGCCAAAGAGCAGCACAGUGGCUGUCAUCCCUUGGGUGCUGGUUCCAGGGGAAGGGAAUGUGUGAGAGGUGUGACAUGGGCUCAUCUCACAGGGCAGCAGAGCCCUCGUUGCUGACGUCUCUUUUCCUGAUGGAUAAAAGCACAGGCAGCUUUCAGGAAAUCCAUCAUGCCAGAGUCUGUUUUUCCUGGGGUUCUUUAAAAGCAUUUUAUUUUCCCUCUCUGUUUCCAGUUCCAUGCUCCUGCCAAUGCUGUGCAUGAAGGGCCAGGGCUGUUUUAAUAGAAACACGUUUAUAUUGCAGUUAAAUUGUUGAUCUUUCUCUCUGGAUGAUUAGGGAAGGAAAAAAGCACAGUGCUUUGUUUGCUAAAAGCCAGGAAAGAGUAUCCCCUGGCAGAAGGGUCAUGCAGUGGGAUUGUCAAUACACUUCCAUUUUUCAGGAUACAGAUUUCAGACAACAGCAUUGUAGAUGUUUAUUGGCAGAAAUGCAUUUAAUUACAGUUGCUUUUGAUGGCAUAAAAUUUGACCAUUUUAUUUAUUCAUCAGUGAAAUGCCUAUGAAUAGAGCCACCCUUUAAAGGAACCCAUAUCAGUGCACUCUGCCCAUAUCAUGAAUUAGUGAGUCCUUUAGUAAUAAACUCCUUGCUGUAAUAGGAAAGAUCUAUAUUACAGUUAAAAAGAAAAAAGUAUGUGCCUUUCUCAUUAGCUAAAAGAUCUCUGCAUUAUUUUUAUGUAAUUUGUUCAUAUGGGAUUGCUGCAGAGCAGGGGGACCAUGAACACAACAGAAUUCUAUGCAAUAUUUUCCAAUCCAAUUACUUAAAAGUCACUAUUUUUCAAUCAUUUAAUAGGAGAAAUAGUAAGUUAGAAAAGUGCAUCAUUCUGGUGGUAAUUCAAAGUGCAAAGCUGAUAAAUUGACAUAAAAUAGGAUUGAGGGAAAUAUGACAUAUUAAUGUGAUGAAAUAAUGGAAAAUCCUAACUGUGCUUGCAUCCCCAACAAGCACAGCUGCCAUCAGAAGUCUGUCAUCUUCCAUUUUAAAAUUAAUAAUUUCCAGUGUUCUUAAAGCUUUUAUGAAUAAGACUGCUCCUGGCAAAAACAGGGCAGGUUAGAAAGAGGAAAAAAAUCACAUUUUGACCAUAUAGAAAUUAUGAGAAUACACAAAAAAAAGUAAUUGGGUUUGGACACUUUGCACUUGGAUCCAAAAUAUUUUAUUUCAGUUGAAAUGCCGCAGUAAUCUGUGCCUUCAGCAGGGUCGUGAGAGAUCAGUAGCUUGGCAGUUUGCUGCAGAUUGAAAGAGGAGUGUUGACAUUUUUAACCUGCACAUGGAGGGCACUAUUUUUGCUUCAUUUGUGUCUCUUGCUACAAAGGAGUUGCUGAAAUUCUCUCUGAUUCCCUCUUCAGCCAGUGGAUGUUCUCUGUCUUUGGCCAUGAGGGUGGCUGAGCUCCUCUUGGACACUCAGAAGCCAGAGGAGAAGGAGGGAAGUUGGUUCUGAGGUGGGCACUGAUUUAACAUUCCCUAAAACCAAGUCAGGGCUUUCCUGUGGGUGUGUGGCAGUUCUGGCCCUGCUGGGACCAGCUGGCUGUAGCCUCUUACCCCCAAAUUUAACUCACGUGGAUAAAACAUUGGCAAAGCAGGGCUGGGUUGAUUCCUGUGUUGUUCUGCCUUCCCCUUUCUGCUCUGUGAACAUCAACGUUUUCUUUGUGUUGCAUAUACAAUCAACUUUUAAGAAUUCUAUACAAAGGAAAGACUUUCCCCACCCCCCAGCAGUUUAAAGUCUGGUUUUAAAUUGCAAGGAGAAUCAUUGGCAUGGGGAGUACAAGAUCUGAAAUUCUUUUCUGAUGUAACCUUUGUAAUUCAGAAGGGAUGUAGGAGUCCCUGUCUCCUUCACAUAUAUUUGAGCUCUAAAAUGUAGAAAUAAAAUUUCACCAAUUUCUUCUUUCCUCCCCAUCUCUUUUAUAGGAUAUAUUGACUAUGCCAUAUAUAAAGUAUAGUUAAUAAUGGACUUUAUAGCAAGAAAAGCUCUUUAAACCAUGCCUAGGGACAGAUUUGUCCUACAUGACCAGGUCGUGGACUAUACCCUACCCUAUUAAUAUGCAAGGAUAAAAUGGUUUUAUGCUCUGAACGUGAAAUUUAUCCUUUUGGAGAAGAUUAGCGUUAGGCCUGUGCACUUAAGUUUUCAGAAAGCCUUAAAAACAGGUGUGUAAGUGGUGCCAUCUCUGUCCUCAGGGAUGAUUUCCCCCCAGCCAAGUGGUACUGUGGCAUAUUUAAUAGCAGUUAUUAGUUAUAAGGUCAUUUUCCAGUUGAAGAAAGUCAUUCAUUGAACUUUAUUAGUGAGUCCCUGACCAGCAUCCUCUGGUACAAUCCAGGACCUGCUUUUCCCGAGACCUGGGCAUCCAUAUCCAUCCCAAAAUUCCUGGCUCUCUGUGAAAUCUGUGCUUCUACAACUCUUGUGAAUGGGAAAAAAACCCUGAUGGGAUUCCUGGGCUUGAUUGUCAUUGCUAUUCACAAACAUCUUCUGGCACUAAAGUGCAUUAAAAGGAAAAGGCUCCUUUUUAAAAAACAGUAAGAUUAUUGUGUUUUGUCCUUGUCCAGCUCUUCUAUAAAGGUCAAUUCUGCCAGUUUCAAGCUUGCUUUACUCACAGUGGUGUUGGGAGAUUUUAGCCUCGGUUCUGUUGAUUUUUUAUUAUUAAAUCUGUUGGUUUCAUCACAUCAUUUCAGUUUCUUUGGACUUUGAACCAGCUGAGUGCAGAGAGCAGCUGAAUCCUUAACCAUAACAAAACAGUGCAGGAUCAGUGCAGGAGAGUGAAUACCCCUGUGAUGUUGUGUCUUUGGCUUUCUGUGUGAAUUCCAGAGAUAUUUGUUAUACAUGGUACGAUCUUCAUCCAAAGUGCUUUGGAAAUGGAGAAUCAUGCCCAGCAUUUCCUGCUGUUGUGGUGCCACACCUGAUUUUGGCACAGUUCCUGUGUAAUUCCUGGUAGUGUCACAACAGCACAGCCUCUCUCUUGACAGCAAGAACAAGAAUUGUGUUCUCUUCUGUCCGUGUGGGUAAUUAAUGUGCAUUUUUGGGAGUUGUGAAAUGUGUCUCUGUGCAUCAUUCCAGGAUGGAAAAGCCCCUCUGUGUAUUUAGCAUUUGUGUGCUUGGUCUUAAUGGUGCAGCAGAAUUGCAGCAGCCAAAUUUGUGAAAUCAUUUGGGAUGUAGGUGAGCGAGGGCUCAAAACCAAUAUGUAUUUUAAUGGGCAGAGGAUGCCAUUCCCCACUUGUCAGAUCCAUUCCCUGCUGUAAAGAGGGGAUUAGCCACUGGAGAGACCAGGCUGCUGGAGAUGCAUGGGUUUAGCUAAUGAGGACAGGGAAGAUCAUGCUCAGAAUAAUAAAAAUUAUCCCAAGGGUCUCUGAUGUGCAAGAGCCAAGGAAUUGGAAGGGAGGGGUCAAACCUUGUCUAUAGGUUUGGCUUCCUGCAGGAAGUUCAUAUCCCAAAUACUUGCACACGUGUUGUGCUCUCUCCUUUAUCAAUGUAUAGUAAAGACGUAUUUAAAACAAUCACAAAACCAGCUGAUGAAGUAAAUUCAAGCCAAGUAUGGGAUUAAAGCAAGCAGCUCAGCCUUGCUCUCUCUUAGCUGAAAAUUCAAGUAUUUGUAGGAAUGGGGUAGAAAUUUUCUCUUAGGCAGCUCCUCUUGGAAGGCAAGUGUCUGUGCUUUCAAGAGAAUAAAUAAAACUUGGCACUUGACUUGCUCUGAAGUACAAUCUUGUCUCCAAGUAACUAGGAAAAAUAUUUUUGCAAUCAGUCUUUCAAUCAGACUUCCCUGGCUUUUAUUAGCUUGUGUUGGACCCUUUGUGCUGUUUUGAUGUGUUAUUUAUAUGUGGGUAGGUUAUUACUAGCUUUAAAAGUGUUUCCAAAGUACCUGGGUACCUCUGGAUGCUGGUACAGGUGAUACAGGGGGUACUUGAGCAUCCUGUGUGGAAAAGAGGAGCGUGGGGAAUAAGCAAGGUCACAUCUGCAUUGUACUUUUCCUUUUCCUUGAUCAGGGCUUCCAUUUCCUGCUCACCUUCUCUAGAGAGAUGGAGUUCAUGGGUCAUUCUUUUUUUUUUUUUUCCUGUGGGAGAAAGAUUUUUAUUCGAGCUUGAAAUGAUUUUAUUUUCACUCCAGAGGCAUGCCAUCAAAAUCCUGUAUGUUGCCACAUUUCCCAUUAAGUCUUUAGGUUCUGCUUCCUGAAAUGGACUCUUUCUCUACUUGGAAAGCUAUGUGCCUUAUUUCCUGAUCUCUUCGUGGAGAAUAAUCUAAAGCACAGUGAUCUGGCUUGCAGCAUUCCCAGGCGCUUUGCAUUGGUUUUGGGGGGGAGCAAACACUGAUGGAGCAUCCCAGUGUCCCAGCACUGGCAGGUGCUGGGCUCCCAGGCACAUCCAGCACUGGGUGAGGAGUCUUUGUGCAAUAGAAGCUCUGGCUCUGUGCCUGGCAGUGGGGUGAGCUCUCCUCCGGGGGAAUUCACCCUCCUGGGGGAACAGAAAAUCCCUGUGGGUCCUUUCCAGCAGUUCCUGGGGCAGCUCGCAGGGCUCCGUGUCACCCUGUGCACCCAGAGUGGGGGUCUGGGAGUGUCCCCGUGCCCUGCAGCAGUUCCCUGGUGCCAUCAGUCACAGCUGGGCUCCCAUUCCCACCCCAGGCCCUGGUGCUGGAGCCGUUCCAGCCGGGAUUUGCUUUUGUGCAGAACAGGCUCUGCCCCCCAGCACCCCCAGCCUCCCUCCCCGAGCUCGCUCUCUGCAGCGUCAGAAGGUGAAACACACAGAGGUGGUUUCAACAAUCGAGUAUUUCCUAUUUAUGAGAUUAAUUUUUAACAGUUGCUGUUUUGAAGGUGAAAUACACAGAGGUUGUUUGUGAUUAGGGCAACAAUCGAAUAUUUGGUAUUUAUAUUAAGUUUUAACAGUUUCUUUUUUGUCGAGGUUUGGGGUUUUUUUUGUUGGAUAUAAACACAACAGGAGUAUUUACAUAUCAUUGGUUCGGGUUGGAAAAGAACUUAAAGCUCAUCCUCUUCCAACCCCCUGCCAUGGGCAGGGAUGUCUCCCACUAGACCAGGUUGCUGUCCCCUAAAUGGAUGUUGGAGAAAGCUUGGGAUAUCCUAGAGAGGGAGCAGGUGGUGUUGGCUCGUAGUAUCCAUAUAGUUGUGCCCCAGUUGUGUUUUCUAGAGCAAUCUUUUUUUUUUUUUUUUUAAGAAAAAAAAAAGUAUUUUAUCUAAAUGCCUAAUAAAUAAUAUUAUUUAAAUAGUUUUAAAAAUAAUUUAGAACUGAGAAUAAGAAGCCUCAGUUGUGAGAGAAGAGACUUAAAAUAUACAGAGAGAGAAAAUACCCUGAGCCUCCUAGAGCCUCUACUGAGAAUUUGCUAAAGACGCAGAGCCCCUGGUCAGAGCACAUUGCAAUUAACUCACAAGUGUUCAUUUAAAAUGAGAGACUGGUUUCCUGUGAUGUUCAUCUUUGUUGGCAUAUGUUUGACUUUCUGAAUUCAGAGCUGAUUUCCUUCACAUUCAAAAGCUGGUCAAGGAAAAAAAAAAAAAUAGGCGAAAAAGAAUAAUCCACCUUGUGCAGCAGCAACUUUCCCUGGUGUGAGCUCUGGAAAUGCACAUUGUGCGUGAUGCGUGGCACGGUUCAGGUCUGCUGCAGGUGGGGAUGUGCAGACAGGCUUUUCCCUGGGGAGCAGCAGAGCAGCCCCAGUGCAGCAGGGAGGGAUGGGCAGCUGCAGGGCACAGCAGCACUUCUGUGGCUUGGGAAGCAAAUUUGCACUUUGCCUUUCGAGGGUGUCCCGCUUCGAAACAAAAACCAUGCGGUGAAAUUCCCGCGUCAGGUUCUUUUUCCUUCUGGUGUAGUCCAAAAAGAAACUGAAAAUGAGAGUAAAGGCAGCCCUAGUGUAAGUGUUGGAUCAGCUCUGCCAAACAAAAGGUUGUUCCUCUUGGAAUACUCUAUGCAUUUCUGUGGUGAAAAGCAUUUUCUCCCAUUCCUUGCUGGAAAUGCAGUGAGAAUGUCACACAUACAAAUUUGGAUAUUGAUCCCAAAGCAGAUGGAGGCUGGGGAGGGGGGGAUGUUUUUGGGUUUUUUUUCUUUUUUUUUUUUUUUUUUAUUUUUUUCCCUUUUUUCCUUUUUUUUUUUUUUUUUUUUUUUUUUAAAAAAUUAACUCUUUGCAUUUGUGCAAUAACUACUUGCCAUGAGAAUGGGCAGACCUUGGAAAUGCCCCGACUACUAACACAGCACAAGAUGAACUCGAACAGAAAGUGGUGUACUUUUUCCUGAGAACUUUUUUUUUUUUUUUAAAUAAUAAGCUCAGUUUUUACCCCAGUGUAUUGUGGUGUCUUACAUUUUUAGCAGUAUUUUAUAUUUUUUCUGUAACGCACUAAGUCUUAGAUGUUUUUAGAGCUUGUUUGUUAUAUUCACAAUCACGGAUUUUAAAAAAGAAAAAAGAAAAAAAAAAAAAAAAUCCUCACAGAGACCCAAUUGACCAAAAAAAAAAAAAAAAGUGUCAUUUUUUUUGUACAAGUAGCUUUGAGAAGCCCACAUUGUGUUGCUGUGACUCAUCUUUUGUAACAUUUUAUUUCUUGGUAUUUGUUUAAGCAUAAAAAGUAAGAGUUUAUCUGGCUGGCAGUGCAGGGCAGCGCUCCCUCGUCAGCAGACGGCAUUGUUUCUGUCUUUGUUUGGUUUAGCCAUAAAAUGUUUGUUCUCAGCACUGUACAACGGUCCCUAUAUGAUAUGGAGAAGCAAUAUCACUGUAUGAAACUCACACGAUGUAUUAUUAUUAUUAUUCACUAGCACCCUAGGUGUGAUAAUUGAAGUAAAUAUCUUUUAUACAAACACAA
Messenger RNA from Lonchura striata (white-rumped munia), 15421 nucleotides. RefSeq names its product cut like homeobox 1 (gene CUX1). NCBI's taxonomy places the organism in Eukaryota, Metazoa, Chordata, Aves, Passeriformes, Estrildidae. Gene Ontology annotation, cellular component: nucleus. Gene Ontology annotation, biological process: regulation of transcription by RNA polymerase II. Gene Ontology annotation, molecular function: DNA-binding transcription factor activity, RNA polymerase II-specific; RNA polymerase II transcription regulatory region sequence-specific DNA binding. The record is from RefSeq and is a predicted model, not a curated record.